AGAUCCCCGAAUUGUAUCCCGCAGAUAAGUUGGUGGAAUUCGUGGCGGUAAACAUUUCCAUCAGUUCACGUUCCAUGUCCGGUUGCGAUUUCGAGUCGAAGCGCCACGCCGUUCCAGUCCAAAGUCAUCACGGCCUCGAAUGUAUCCCUACUCAGCCAUCAGUAAAGUAAGGGCUGAAUGAUCCGCGAACGUUGAUGAAGGCAAAAGCCUAGGCUUGCUGGUAUGAUAACGUAACGAUACGAAUCGUGCUCAAAAAUGCUCAAAUCCCCGUUCUCAUGAGUCCCUUGAAGCAAAGCCUGCCGAGCGGGUUCUGAUCAUUUAUCUUUAAGCCAGCUAUUGAGCUGCCACGCCAAAACGUCAUUAUGUUGGCCCUUCGCCAUGUUUGGAUCAUCGUUACUGAUGUUGCCAAUUCACUCUUUGGUUCACCCUUCUUCCGAGACGGACCUCAACACCACCUAGGAGCCAAGUUUAGCUGGUCUCACAUCGGCCUAGGAACUGCCGGACAUGGCAGUCCUGUCUUCACGCCUCCCGGAAGCAAUAUUGACAAAUUUGUCUGUGACUACAGCCAUAUGAAAGGCUUCAAGGCAUGUGGCACUGCAGAUGACCGGAAAUGCUGGCUUCGCAACUCGGAGACUGGAGAAGAGUACAACAUCACAACCGAUUACGAGGACAAGGUGCCGCAAGGCAUCACCCGUGUUUACUAUCUUAACGUUACAGAUGGAUCCAUCAAUGCCAACGGCCAGAACUUCACCGAAGCGAAGUUGUUCAACAACUCUUGGCCCGGGCCUCUCAUUGAAGCUUGCUGGGGUGAUACUGUGGAGAUUCACGUUCAGAACUUCCUCGUCAACAACGGAACCAGCGUUCAUUGGCAUGGUAUCAGACAGAAUCAAACGAUGCACAUGGACGGUGUCAACGGCAUCACACAAUGCCCCAUCGCCCCGCAGUCCAGCUUUGUUUACCGGUGGAAUGCCACACAGUACGGCACCUCAUGGUAUCACAGCCAUUACUCGGUUCAGUAUGCCGACGGAGUGCAAGCUCCCAUUACCAUUCACGGACCAACAUCAUUCCCGUAUGACGAGGCUAUCGAGCCAAUCUCCGUGACUGAUUGGGCGAACAAUAGCGCAUUUGAAAACAUGUACAUAGCUGCAACUGGUCAAGACAUCCUACUGGGUGGCAAAGGAAACAUCAAUCGAUUCACUGGAGGUAUUGAAAACACCACAGACAUCCCCCGUGGUUACGAGAUUUGGUUCGAUGACAUCGACCCCAACCCUGUUACGAGAGCAAAGCGGUAUCUCCUACGCCUUGUCAACACCGCAUUUCAAUCCACGUUUAUCUUCUCCAUCGACAACCACAAUUUUACGGUUGUUGAGGCAGAUUUUGUCCCCGUUGAGCCAUUCAACGCUACUUCUAUUCUCAUCGCCAUCGGACAGAGGUAUCACAUUAUUGUCGAGGCAAAGCCGGUUGUCAACAGCUCGAACCCCGAUGCUAAUCCUUUACCGGAGGAUGGCAAUUUCUGGAUUCGCACCCACGUGCCACUAGACGGAAACCAGACAUCGGAAGGAGGCACCACUGUGGACGUGAACAACUACAUGAAGACUGGUAUCCUGCGUUACGACAGUUCUAGUACAGCAGACCCAACUACGACGGGUUGGAACAUCAGCCUCGUUGUCUCAGACACUGAGUUCAACGACAAGCUUGUACCCACUGUUCCCUGGACGGUUGGACCCCCCUCAAACGGCAAAAUCGGGGAGGAAUUCAAUAUCGCGGACUUGAGUAACGCGGCAAACCCGAACGGCCCAUACGCGACAGCAUUUUUCUCUUUCGAGCGACCGGACAGCAAGGACGUACGACCUUUCCAGACCACCUAUGGCAAUCCUACCUUCUUGAACCUCGACAAUGUUGGCGAUGAGUGGCCGACAGGAUGGGUUGUCGUGCCGGAGAACUAUACCGCUGAUGACUGGGUCUAUCUGGUUCUGAAUUCCGACAACAACGACAAUACCCACCCAACAUAUGGUCCUCAUCCAAUCCAUCUCCACGGCCAUGACUUUGCCAUCGUCGAGCAGGCGGAUGACAAGUUAUGGAACCCCAAAGACUUCAACCUCGAGAAGAUCAAAAGGAACAAUCCCCCCCGCCGUGACGUGGUACUGCUUCCCAAGAGCGGCUACGCCGUCAUUGCCUUCAAAUCAGAUAAUCCCGGCGUUUGGUUAAUGCACUGCCACAUUGCUCGCCACGCCUCUGCGGGCCUGUCUCUGCAAAUUAUGGAACGACAGGCCGACGCCAACCUCAUUUGGCCAGCCGGGAACUCUCAGGCUCUGGAUAAUGCCCACAGUCUCUGUGCAAGCUGGAAUACUUGGGCGUAUGACUGCAAGAACUACUGGCCUGGCAACGUGGGUACCGAUGAGAACCCAGACUUCCCCGCCUGCGCCAACGCCACGAAUCUGCAGAACGAUUCUGGAGUUUAAAAGAGGAUGAGCGCACUGAGAGGAUAACAAUGAUUCAUCAGUAUGAUGAGGCAGUCUAAUGAUAAUGUGGGAGACGAUGGAAUGGGAAGCGGAAGGAAAAUGAUAUAAUAUGGAGCAUCCUGAAGAGUAAGCAAGAGAGUGGUUUGAGAAGAAAUCGGUGAAGAUAGCAACAUGAUUGAUGUCCAAGAUUUCCGUGACUAGCAGCGGUGGCUGAUGUAGGCAAGGCAACUGGCGGCGACAGAAUGGCCAUUCAACCCGUUCCACCGAAGCAAACAACUUAGAUUCGCUCUUAUUGUCCUCUCAGCUCUCCCGGCUAGGCGGACUCAUGCAGCCGUUGAGCCAAUCUUCCAGCAAAUGCCAAGCUCACACAUGACCCGGCCAAUGGGCAUACUGCCAUCGUAUGCUGGUGUGGUAUGCGACCCGGCGGCGUGGGUUUCGCGUGGCUUAUCCAACGGGCGACAACCAACGGCCAAAUCUGAUGGUGGCGUUCUGGGUCUGCGCUGUCGAAAACGCAUGUAAGCGCUGACUCCCAGAACAGAUAUACGAGUGAGCGGCACUUUGUCGAAGGAACGCCGUUGAGGACAGCCUUGAUUUGUCUUUUCCAGUCUCAUCAUCCCACGUCGCGAUAUCAGAGCAACGACAGUGAGGUGAGAGUAAGCAUGGAUGAGAUGUGUGAGUUGGCAAUGGAUGCUGUUGAGUGGGUGUCUGGCCGGUCAACUCUUUUGCCUGCGACGGGGUUCCCGGGGCCGAAUGCGAUGAGAUUCCUUCAUGACUAUGUUUAUAAACCCCUACGAGAAUCACGACACGAAGUCAAAUUCUCGUCCGAGACUCAGCAGCGCCGUCUCAACUCGCCUAUGAUGCCAUUCACAAAGUUCACGGAGCUCCCUCCCGAACUCCGCUUCAAAAUCUGGGAUGAGGCAACAGCCGGACCGUCAAUACACAUCUUUGAUGUCUGUUUUCCGUCCUGGCGCGGCACCGAUCGAAGUAGACGAGCUUUUCAAUCCGCGGACGGUAAGAUUUCAGAGCGGAACCACGCCAGAUGGACAAAGUACAGAGAGUGCGUCUUCUUGGACGCCCUCGAAACGGGACCGGCGGAGCUAGCGCGACAUACGAGGAUAGCAAGACACAUGCACGAUCCAUCCGUCUACAAGCAACGGCAAACGAUGCGGCUAGUGUGUUCUGAAGCCUCGGCGGCCGUGGAGAGGCGGUUGAAGGGGAGGAAUAUGAACUCCGUCUACCUCCCCGGUCGGAACCAGAGAAUACGCUACGACAACGAAGAAGACGUGCUGCUAUUGCGGUUCGGAGACGGCGGUGCCCUCACGGAUCUCAGCCACGGGGUUUUACUUGGCGAAUAUGAGGCUUCGGGAGUGAACAACUUGACCGAGGUGCUUGAAGGGCCGUGGAGCGCCGAGAUAGCGACGACGUUGCGUGAUGCGCGGCUCAUCGCUUUGGAUAUUGCGGAGACGUGGACGCCAGCAACGGUUGGGGCGGUGUUGUUCGAAGAGGUGACGUAUCUGGCAUGUUGUAUACAACGGGGACUCCGCGUGCUGUACUUGGUCGACCACUGCCACGGCCGAUGUACCCGAUGCAAGAAGCAGGAUGUCACGAGAUCUCAGCUCCAAACCCGCGGCGAACUAUAUCACCAGCUUCACAGUCGAGACAGAGACGCGGCCAGAUCGCGAAAAGCGGACGUAAUCCAUGGUGUCGGGAAGACGUAUCGGGAGGUGUUCGAUCUGGAGGGCAUGGGUUGGUCAGACGAGCACCCGAUCUACAUGUUUGCGAGUGUUAUGGACGAGAUGAUCAGGAGCCAGCAGACAGACGCUGCUACGCAGGAUUUCGAGGGAAUCAGGGUGUUGCUGGUGGAAGACGAUGAGUUGGAGGGCGUGGACAGCACGACGGUAAUGGACUGUUAUCCGGACAGCCGUUCACAGGUCGCCAAUGAGGGCGUGGACAUGAGCCUGCGGUAGUCGAGCUAACGACGCGGGUGAGAACAAGAGACCUUCUCGGCGUGAGAAGGGCGAGAUAAGCUGACUGGCGAAAGGGUGCCUAUUCCAGCUGGACCAAGUGGUUGGGUCGAACCGGCUGACGUGGGGCAACGAGGAGCUGAUUUCGUCGAAACGGCAUAUGUCGAAACGACUGGAAGGAUGCGAGCUAGGGAGGGAGA
Molecule: messenger RNA, 4626 nt
Organism: Colletotrichum scovillei
Lineage: Eukaryota; Fungi; Ascomycota; Sordariomycetes; Glomerellales; Glomerellaceae
Product: Lcc2
Exons: 5
Coding region: 363-2462 (699 amino acids)
Molecular function (GO): oxidoreductase activity; copper ion binding
Source: RefSeq, a predicted model, not a curated record